This is a messenger RNA of Cryptomeria japonica (Japanese cedar), 695 nucleotides long. RefSeq names its product dirigent protein 16. The transcript has a single exon. Bases 59 to 607 code for a protein of 182 amino acids. NCBI's taxonomy places the organism in Eukaryota, Viridiplantae, Streptophyta, Pinopsida, Cupressales, Cupressaceae. The record is from RefSeq and is a predicted model, not a curated record.
UAUCAAGAAUGUUAAAUGCUCCUAGAAUUUUGAUAGUCUCGUAUCUCUUCAAAAAAAGAUGAAGAAAGUUGCAAUAUUGGUGGUUUUGAUAGCUGGAUUUGUGUUGAGUAAUGGAGAAGGUGAUGCCCCAACACCCUGCCCACAACCAGAUAUGGCCCAAAACACACUAACAUUUUACAUGCACCAUGGGUCUGCAGUUUCAGAGCACAAUCACAUCAAUGAGAGGAUACCCGAUUUGAAUUCAAAUGCACCCACACUUGGAGGAUUGAACAUCGGGUUAGGAACUGUUACACCCAUCGAAGGAGCCCUGAUUCAGACACCCGAUUUGCUUUCACCCACAUUGGGCAAAGGCCAUGGAUUUUAUGUUUCCACCUCUGAGAAUAAGGACCAUGAAAAGAUUCAGUUUAUGGCCUUCUCUGCAGUGAUUGAGGAGAAUGGUGAAUAUGAGCAUUCUGUCAAUUUGUUUGGAGUAGACAAUCUGUUGUUGGGUGAGAGGCAGAUUGCAGUGGUGGGAGGGACAGGCAAAUUCAAGAAUGCUCGAGGUUAUGCCAUCCUUCAAACAGUUCCACAUAACGUCAUCAAGUUCACUCUGCAUCUUACAUUUUAAGCAUUCUGAAGUGGCUCUGUGUAACAAAGCUGUUUGCUAUAUGUAUCCAUUAAUAAGCUGAUUUCAAUAAAACUUGAUAUUAGUAUCA